Acaulospora morrowiae is the source of this 537-nucleotide messenger RNA. The record is from the annotation of a GenBank genome assembly. NCBI's taxonomy places the organism in Eukaryota, Fungi, Glomeromycota, Glomeromycetes, Diversisporales, Acaulosporaceae.
UACGCGGAACGACAAGGUAUGGCAAGUAAGGCUCGCAAAAGUUUUGGAUCAAAUGAAGAAAAAUCUACGCAGACACAUAAGACUCCAAUAAAAAAAGGUCAGAUGUUAUGGUUAUGGCAAAAUAUGGAAAAUAUUAUGAUUGCGAAUCAAAGUUUAUUGAUACAAGCUUUGGAGAAAGCCAAUACACACCCAUCAAGAAAUGCUCGACAGAGUCCAACUGUUACUUCACCAUUGCAUAGUUAUAUAUCAUACAAAAGUGUCCUGAUUUCCGCGCCGACAAGCAUGAAGAACAUAGCCAAUAUACUCGUUAAGUAUUACUUUUUUGGUGUUUUGUUGGUAGCGGACGUGUCUCAAAGGGCAAUAGUCUUUUUGGAUGGGGUUGCGAUCUGCGUUCAACCACCCAACAUCCUUGGUUGCGAUCGGAGAUGCUUGAGUUGCGACUCGGGUGGUUCCGUCCUGCUGAAAUGUGUUCAACCACCCAAUAUUCCUGGUUGCGAUCGGGAAUACUUGAGUUGCGACUCGGGUGGUUGUUCCUGA